Dermacentor andersoni is the source of this 10445-nucleotide messenger RNA. RefSeq names its product synaptotagmin-5-like. Gene Ontology annotation, biological process: calcium-ion regulated exocytosis. Gene Ontology annotation, cellular component: exocytic vesicle; plasma membrane. NCBI's taxonomy places the organism in Eukaryota, Metazoa, Arthropoda, Arachnida, Ixodida, Ixodidae. Gene Ontology annotation, molecular function: SNARE binding; phosphatidylserine binding; calcium-dependent phospholipid binding. The record is from RefSeq and is a predicted model, not a curated record.
GGCCGCCAGAAGCAGCAGCAGCCGCGGUCGAUCGGCGCCUGCGCACUGCCCACCGCGUCCUCCAGCGACGCCGCGGUUGGCCGUGCCUGUCGUCGUCGUCGUGGGUCGUCGCCUAGACGCGCAAUGGCGGCGCGCUCCAGAAGCUGGGGUAGCGACGGCCACUGGAAGCGGCUCGCCUUCAAGAACCUGUCCAUCUUCCGGGACCGGGGCGAAGACGAGGAGGAGUGCGGUGGCUGCGUUCGACUCUCGCUGCCGGACGUGCACAUGGACGACGCCGGCGGCGGGGACGGGCCCUCGGCCAGGCUCCGGCGCUCGCCGCUGGUGGCCCGCGCCAAGUCGGUGGACGCCCGGGCCAUGCCGCUGCUCGUGCACCGGCUCUCCAUAUCGGCCGAGCGACGCACCCCGUCGCCCGAGACGCUGCCCGAGCCGACGUCACCUCGGCCGCGCUCCCUGUCGCCUCUGCUCUCGCCCGCGCCCCACGCCCAGGACCCGGCCAGUCCCAUCGGCGGCAUCCAGCCGGACCUGUACCGCAAGAAGGAGGCGGUGUUCUUCCAGUCUCGCGACGUCUCGUCCCACUCCGCUUCAGCCACCUUGGCCGCCCCGACAAACGCCGGAAGGCUCCACUUCCGGCUCAAGUACGACUUCGACAAGUCCGACCUCGUCGUGCACGUCAUCGAAGCCAUGGAACUGGGCGGGCCCCGGAUGGACCAGCGGGGAGGCGGCGGGGGCUUCGGCGAGCCGUGCGUGCGGGUGGCCCUGCUGCCCGAGGUGGACAGCAAGCAGCGGCAGGCGCUCAUGCGGCGCCGUUCCACGGACCCGCUCUUCGACGAGACCUUCAAGUUCCCCGUCUCGUUCGACGACGUGCCCGCCAGGACGCUGCUCUUCCAGGUGUUCGACUACGACCGAUACUCGAGAAACGACGUGACGGGAGAAGUUCGAGUACCCCUGGCUGACGUCGACGUCACGACCGAGACCGAGGUGUGGUGCGACAUCGAGAAGACCGAAAAGGCGAAGCGCGACUGGCCAGAGCUACUGCUGUCUCUAAGCUACCUGCCUUCAGCGGGAAGACUCACAGUGGUGGUGCUCAAGGCAGCAAACCUGGUGCCCGACUCCAAGGACAAACCUGACACGUACGUCAAGGUGAGCCUGAGCUGCGGCGAACGCAAGCCCAAGAAGCGCAAGACAAGCGUGAAGAAAGGCACCGCCCAGCCGGCCUGGAACGAGGCGCUCAGCUUCGACGUAUCCGAGGAGCAGCUCUCGCGCGCCCAGCUCUGCGUGCACGUGUGGCGACACGGCUCGUCGGGCGUCUCGUGCUCCACGUCGCUGGGCGGCUUCCAGCUCGGACCCGGCGGUGCCGACGUCACCGAGGAAGGCCAGCGGCACUGGAGGGACAUGCUGUCCAACCCUCGCCGGGCUGUGGCCCGCUGGCACGCGCUCCAGCCGAAUCCGUAGCCGCUGCCGUAGCGGCCGCGCGGGCGAGGAGCUCACUGGUCGGCGGGGAGAGAACCGGCGGGCCCUACUACUGCCGACGUUGUGGCACGAGUCGUGGGUCUUCGGUAUUAUCAGCAUGGUUUCGAAACGGUUGACGGAAAACUCGAGCCACUCUCAAGUGGCAGGAGUCCCGAGCUCCCGAGGAACGCUCGGAAAAUGAGUUUCUGCAAAGCUGGCGCGGCCAGAUGGGUCGCACGUUGAGACACCUAUACGUUUGUGUGUCUUACCGCGCAGUGAAAACAUUACCUUCUACUGAGCGUUAGACAGAGUGGGUGCCAGAGAAUUUCGUCGCAUCGUUUCGCUGCUCGAAGGUUCAUUCGACGAGCCGCUAUACACAGGCAGAAGGAACGACGCAAAUGGUUUCGGCGCGUGUUUUUUGAUCUCCCUUUUAUCUCUGCGAAUUCACGAUCUCGGACUGCUCACUGGAAUCCCUAGUUCUAACAACUUUCCUCGCGAACGUGCUUAUUUUUUUUAGUAACCGCACAACUUCUGCACACAAAGUUUUCUUUCGAAGAGAGCGUGCUGAAGAGUAGCUGUUUUCACGCGAACAGAUAGGUCACAUUUCCGUCGAGGUCAGUCCACGCGCAAGGCAUUCUCGCGAUUUCAAACGCGCAGUGAAGCGAGCAGUAUGCCUUCAAUGAACACAAAAGCUUGCGAACAAAUGCAAAGGCAAAUGGAGGAGAAAAAAGGACCGCUUCGGGAGUUCAUGGUAACCCGUUGUCUCGCUGCAGAAGCCUGGCUUGAUCUUCGGCCAGGCUUUGCCGUUUGGUGCGGUAUGCUGCCCGAAAUUGGUCUCGACUGUCCCCUCAGGGCUGCGAUAACGUUGAAGUACAAACGAUUCAACAGCUUUUCUUCGCUGCUAAGUAUCGCACUGCGAACGAUUAGCGAACAAUACAGUUAUGUGUUGCGGGCUGUAACAGCAGCAACGCUAACUCUGGCUGCAAUCGGUGCUUGCAGAUCGGUGCUUGCUGCUAAUAGCUGCCAUUUGGAUUCCUUUUCAAGAAAUUUGCAGUUUUGUCACUAAAUUGCGGAUCUGUCCAUGUUCAUCCAUCCCUGAUUUGCAGAGGAUGAGCCUACUGAGGACGUCCAGUUGGCAUAACAGAAGUCUGAUUGUUACAGCCGACACAAUUCGCAAUUGUGUUGCGAGGUCUAAAAUAUGUUGCCAGUAUUUUGUGUUUCUAACACUACUGCAGUACACUGUACUUGUUUAUGCUGGUUAAAUCACUGCUCGCGUUGAUUAACCCUGCGUACUAAAGAAGAAAGAUAAGCUGCGGGCAUUGGUAAUUUAGGUUAGGACAUGACACAUGCAACGUACGUACUCCUUCGGAAAAAAGAAAGUUGAGAAAUGUUUUGUUCCGGAAUACACUAAGUUCCUUUCUAGGGUCAUCAAAUAAUAAAAUUUUCACCGCGUAAUUUCACAAUGUCGCACGCGGUUCGCGCAUAUUUCAUUUUUUCCGGUGAAAUAACUAGCAGCUAAUUCCCGGUAAAGAUGGUGAUGUAAAAAGUACCCUUGCUUUAUGUCAAGAGCACACAAAAAGGACGAAACAGUAGACUGUGAGCGACACAGCCCUUGAUAUAGCGAAGAAGCAGCACAACGGAAAUAAAAAAAAAACUAGAACAAAGAAAGGAAUAAGGCCCACGGUAGAAGCAAUGAUCGGUCAACAGAAUGUAAAUAUGCGUGGCUACUACGAUAGCUCAUUACUGUGAAUUCUAACAUUAAUACCGUAAGAAUGUGCUUUGAAAGAGCCGGUCAACAGCAGUUGGACUUGAACCGGUCGGCUUAUCUUAAACUUCAGAGCAGUGCUGUCCGUCAUGGCGUCUUCCAGACAAGAAAUAUCAACCUACGUGGUAAAGAAGCGCAAGCCGCUCGAUUAGGUAGGUUUCAUUCGUUUCGAGAAUGUCCCAACUAGCUUUUAUCCUCCUCCUCCUUUUUUUUUUGCUGCGCCACAGGAUUGAAGGGCUUAGGCACAGCACCAUCUGCAGCCGUUUCAAAUAGCAGUACAAGUGCACGCGACAGUUUCACCACAGCUCUACAGCAUUUCCCAGCGUUAUGGUCAGAAGGUCUUCCGACAAAUGAUUUCACCCUUGCGUCCUGUGAAACAAGUGGACCCAAGCGCAUCGCUGCCUCGUGAGCUCGGUCUUCACGCAAGCAGAUGCGUUCACACACCAGAACCAUGGCAGGUGUAAGAUGUGUUGGUUGGAAGUUUUUAGGUAAGAGCUUUGUGCGGUUGAUUGCGGGCCUUUGCAAUGUGAAAUUUCAAGAAGCUGGAAUUUCAACGAAUGGCGCCCACGAAUGGUAUUUGAAUGGACGAUCAUGGUAUUAAUUUAUUACAACGUAGUGGGCACUGCAGGCAAAAAACAAAUAGUUUGCAGCGCACUACCCACGAUGUAUUUGCGUAGGGCGAGAAAUCCUAAUUGCGUUCGAGAUUAAGACGGCUACAGCUGGGUGCGACAAUUUUUGGACAAACAACGUGCGGUAGCUUCGUGCCAAAACCGCACUCCCGAGGCGUGCCUGUGGGUGCGUCAGGUCGUUGUGGCUGCAUAUAAGGGUCACGUGAAACAAGCUGCCACUGAAGAAAAACGGAAGCGAGUCGUAAAUAAUUUCCUUGCGGAAAUAGACACCACAGGGCACGUAAACUUCCAUAAGGAUGUGAUGGCGAAGAGCCGAAGCGCAUUUUCAGGCGCCCGGGCAAUUGGGGAAACAAGGAUUCGAACGUCGGACGCUUAUCCAUGUAGAUAAAGGGGCGCGAGGCCUACGGCAAGACUACUCAGAGGUGCAGAGAGCAACGCGAUGGUAGUGCACUGUCGCAGUGGCGAGCAGACAUGCGCGCGACGCUAGAAGCCCUCCAUUGGCCGAGCUCCUCGCUUUGUAGUCAACAACUUGGCGUUUUGCUGCGAGAAAAUGAAGAGCAGGAACGUGCGAGGGCCUAUAUUUUUCUGGCUCUUCUAGCCCGUCUAACUGCCGGACUGCACUGUCACCGCGUUGUCUGUCAUAUUUUUAUCCAUAGUAUAUAAUACCCAUAUUAUCGAAACUAUACAUGCAUUUGAUGAAUUCUAGGGGUAUUUUUUGGGAUGACACGGACGGGGGAGAUCAGGGAAAAGAUGAACGGAGGCUUCUGACUACACUUAGCCCGUUCGAUUCCAGCAAAGGUGCGGGAAGUACGCGUGCUACUAGGGUCUUUACCAUUUACCAAUGUCCUUUUCGUGGACCUCCACCACUUAGUGGAACGGGUCUCCUCAACUAGGGUUGGUUAUUUUUAUUCCGAGAGAAAGAAUGUAUUCGCGCGGGACGGCGGAUAUGUACGGCCUCAAGGGUGUGGUCUAACUGCGAGUACGAAAUGUACAGAAUGCAGGUGUAAAGCUUGUAUCACAUCCGCAGAGAUGCACCAUUUGGGCCACGGGAUUCCUUCGGGUCUCGUGUGGCGUCGAUAGGUUUGGCCGUCGCACGAAGAUUCCUUCGUUGCAUUCUUUAAACGCGGUUAUACCGGGUGUGGCUAUGCGACAUGUCAGUAAAGUGACGCUACUGUGUAUUGUUCUAGGCGUACGGCCGUGGGCUGAAGCGCACCGGUGUUUUUGGUGGCCACGAACAAGGUGUUCAGCCAUGUUUUCAGCCAUUUGUGAUGCCCGCUUUGGUGCGGGAGUGAGUUGUUGACUCUUGAAGUUUCUCUUUGUCAGUUCUGCAUGUGGUUCUCUGUUAUGGAGGAAUCGAGGUCGAAUUCUGCAGUGCUUAAACAUAUACGAAAACAGAAAACAAGAACAAACACACGUGUUAAGAAUAAGGCCUUAAAACUGUCCUGCAGUGUCGCUUGCACCUCGAGGCUUGUAAAGUUGUCCGUUUGCGAGGUUGUUGGUUUUUUUUCCCCACCUGCGCACGGAGACCACUUACACUUUGUUACUUAUGGCACUUAGCCGAAACAGCAGAAACUGCUGUCUUCUCGUUUUCUUUCCCGCCUCCCGUCCAGGAAAGUCAAUGAGAGUGAAGUUGUGAUGCAUUUUAGAUUUAGCGCAUCAGUGAGAGUGAAAUACGUCGCUUACUUAAGAGGAACGCUUAAGGAAAAGGUUUUCCGGAAACUUUGUGGUCACCGACGAGGAUGGGCUGUAAAUGUGUUUGGUGGUGUGAGCGUGCUGAUCUGAUGUACGGUAUGCGUUAACGGGCAUUCUUGCUUUCUGGGCGCAUUGCGAGAGUGCUUUCGCCCGGGCGGCGUUACUAUCGGUGGCAUUUGAAUUGUUCGAUUACAUGAGGGUGCGCAGUUGUCUCCCGCCUCUUGAGAGCAUUGGUCAUUUGUCGAUAAGCACUUAAACGUGUUGAGCCCGACAGUUAGAUCUGUCUUGUGCAUUUAGAGAAAACGUACGUGAUUUUGCGUACAACGACGAAAAGACGCGUCAGGACAGCCGGCCUCAGAUGCACGUAUUUCUGUUUGUCCUGCCAUGCGCUAUCUUUUGUGUGUGCAGGACCAAGACGGAAGUGAGGAGAUUGCUGAAUUGGGUGCAUUUAUCACGCUGCAGUUUGGUCCAAAUUGCGAAUCAGGUUCGUGCUGAUAGUUCAGAGCGAACCUUUAAAAAAAAGGCAUCUUCGUUUGUAUCAUGUGAUGCGGACGGGUGAUAUUCAAAAGCAGUCUGAAUUCCUUGCGUAAAUAAAGGAUCUAUGCUGAACUGAGUGAGGAUCGUAAGAGUGCGAGUUUUUGAAAGAAAUAAUUUUAUCAGGAACCCUAACUGUUCACUGUGGCACGACGUACAGAAAUACGGGUACAAAUAAGGCGGCGAUGACCGUGCUAGCAUGUUUCUGGUGUAUCUAUGCCGUUUAUUGAAAGAAACUGCUAGAAAAUGGAGGAACACUUUGUUCUGAAGAUGUAUGAAAUACGGGGCACAACAUCGCAACCUUGGUGAUAAAGUAUAGGUCCUCGCUUGGCGCUGUUUUCUCCUUGUUCAUCUGCAGGGUGCACAUGUAUUUGUUUUCUUUUGUCACCCCGUGAUGUCACCUGCCGAGAACAUUGUUGUCAGCCAUGAAGAACAGCGAUAUCGUGCUGGAAGUUGUCGAGUAAUCAGGGUCCCACUUCCUUUUACCACAGGGUGUGAUGACGUUUCAUUUCAGCCAUCCAGUUGCUCAUUUGCUAUGUAUGGCUGCAGGCUGCACUGGGGAGAGUGCUGUGUUCUGGAGCGCUUAUUCGCGAUCACUCACAGCAGCGGAACAUGCGAGGGAACUAUAAAUUAUGACAAAUCCUAAAGAAUCUUAGUGGUGUCAUGCAAGGCGAACAGAGGUGCGAACAAAAACAGCCAACUCUGUCUGAAAUAUCAGUCUGUCGGCCAUGAAGAACAGCGAUAUCGUGCUGGAGUUGUCAAAGUACUUUUUGUUGAUGGAUUGUAGCAUAAUUGUAUGCACAUGCUCAGAAGAGGUUGCUACAAGAGAGCCUUGCCCCUUGCGCUCGUAAUCUUUCUUGAAACCAUAAAGGAUUUCAGCAUGGAUGACUCCAGCAGAAGAUCAAGAAUUACGGCCUGGGAAAGAUACUGCCUAAAUGAAAAUGAAAAUGUGUCUCUGGAGUGUUUGCAAUGAAAAGAACGUCCUUUGCUUAAAGAAAAGCUGAUAAUUUUAGAAAAAGGAAUGAGGGGUACUUUGAAGGCUCCACAAAAGAAAGGGCUAUGAUCAAUGUCCCGAUGAGCUUUACAGGCGCAUUACAGAACUGCACCAUCGUGCUAAAAUGUUGGAUUUCAACCAAACGUUGCAGCUAAGGCACCUCAUGGUGUGCACUUGAUCCCGCAGAAAAGUUGGUGUACUUCCUUUCUGCUCGCCCUUGGGAGCGGAUAUCAAAAUCUCCCGAAGCAUUGUAUAUUUUUGUACAAAGGAUUUUCACGGGCAACCUUGCUCACGACCUUGGUACAGUUAGUCCUAGUACAGUGUCCAGCGCUGGUUAUUGACUUUAGUGACCACGAAUACGUAUUAUAUAAGAAUCUUUGUCAGCGCAACACUCAUGCCUAAUUUGGUGUUCUACGUGGAGUGAGCAGACAAGAAACUAAAUAGGCAUGGGCUACACGAACUGAGCGACCAAGAAAGGCUUCCUGCCAAGCAAAGUGGUGCUAAUUUCAGCCUGUGUUCCGAGAAGUUAAGUGUAGAAGAUGCACCUCGCAACUACGUCACCCAGAUGCGACCGUUCAUGACACCUCUUUCUGCCUCUAGACCUGCAAAUUUCGCUAAUCAGUAGGGUGCAAUCCUCCGGGUCUUUGAUAUCUAUGUAAUGCCUUCUUUGUUCCAAGUCAUCUGAAUACGAGUGUUCUUCGAAAUUCGCGGGCAUUCUCACCUAUGAUGGUACCUAGACUUGAAGGGCUAAAUGUUCCUCGCACUUUCUGUGGCAGUGAAGUGAUUGCGUAUUGGCGCUCCCCGAAACUCCCACAAGUCGCGGAGGGUGGUCCCUACGUGGCCGCCGCGCGCUAAGUUGUCGGUGCCCUGCUCGUGUGUCGUGUCCCCCUCCUGUCCCCGGGGGCGCCUCCUUGUGAUACGCGCGCCUCCCGCCGCGCAACUUUUUUUCGCGGUCCACGCUCUAGUUUUUUUCUCUGGUGUCCUAAAGCAUACAUAUCAGAAACAUAUGUACAGUGUCAAAGUUUUUCCGAGUGUUUUUAUGCAAAAGCGCUGCUGCUACUGCUGCUGUUGUGCGUCUCUCGUUGAGUGUUUGCCUCUUGUGUCCGCAUGGGGGCGCCCCGGAGCACUGCGUUCGCCUUCAACCGUCCCUUAACAGCGAUAAACACGUACACGUAGGUGGUGGUUAUCUGACACAUAAGCAGAUUGUGGUGGUGACAAGAAGAACGAAUUAGAAGAAAGCUUUAUAAUUGAAGCUAAAACAGGUGGCAGGAGGCUAGUUCGCUUUCUCUUUACAAACUGCAAUAUGGUGUUUAGAAGUACGAAUGCCGAGUCAUAACAAUACACGAGACAGUACAGGAGCUUUACGUGAACGUUUGUGCACUUUUUUGCAUACUUGUGAUAUUUACAGCAGUGAGCUUACCCCGCAAAUUAAUGUUUGAAACUUGCUGCCGCACAGCCCUUGAUGACUCGCCCUUGAAAAUUUAAUGUAUUAUUGCGAACUUCAUGGAUGCACAUGUCUCGAGGUAGCCAUAAUUAGGUCGGUACUGUGACACAGCUUUCCACUCAUGCAUCUUCUUUUAUUUUGUUUAAGGUUGACUCUCGUGUCACAGGCGCUGAUUGUAUGGAAGUCAGCUAAGGAAUAAUUUGUCCCAAAUGCGUCGUCACGCGUGCGAUGCUGAAAUACAUAUCACAGUCUGGGUGUAGGCCAGUUGGUGAUUAAUGAUAUGUGAGGUUACUGCAAGGAACCCACAAGACUUUAAGAAAGGGACAACAAAGCGCUUUAAAGAAGAGUACAGAGUAAGUAUAUCAUACGUGUACCCGAACAGUUACCAGGCGCGCCCAAGCACAAUGAUGAGUGUUAGCGAGCUUAGCCAAUAUUUAUUUUUGUAGUUGAAAUAUCAGGCGUUCACCAACCUCACGAAGCGAGUGACGUGGUACUGGUAUUGAACACGCAGUCCUCGUUAAGUGGUGACUGUAGCACGCAAUAGUUAUAGAAAUGAGGACAGCUAAAAUGGCGAGAUUUGAGUUCCAGCUACUUUCUGUGGUGCGCAAAGGUAUCAUUUCACACAAAGGCAAUUUGCUAAGCUGCAGACUCACAGGAAGUUGCUUAGUCUACAAGGUGAAGUUUCUAGGUAAUCUUACUAGGGGUGGGAUUUAAUGAGCGAUGUAUAUUGUUAAAGAAAGUAAGAAUGACGGGAAGGACAACUUUAUUGCUAAAAACUGCUGCCUAUAAUUUCCUUUAUGACAGAUCACGUCACUCGUGGUACCAACCAUGCCUCCACCACUUUAAUCUAUUUGGUCAUAUCUACCCUGGUUUUGUUUGUAAGUAAUCCUCUGCUUGGGGUAUGGUUGAAGGCAGGAGCUGUCUCCGGCAUUGAAUGGCUGAAAGGACCAUUCUGGGUGCCGCGUCGGGUUUUCAUAGUUACGUGAACUUCGGCUUCUAAACGUGCCGGAUCUACAAAAACAAAGUUAAGGUGUCAUGUGUCACUAAGGUUGUCAAUGGACUGUUGGUUCGGGGCCAUACAUUGGUUCGGGCCAUUAGUGUUAUGGCAUAAUGAAAGCACAACUUGCUUUGAUCUACUUCACUAGACGCAGGCGUCCAGCGCAUUGAACGGUGCUUGGCAAACGAGGUUGUCGUCGAAUAAAGUAGGUUCGACCUUUCCGCAGAAAUAAUGUCACUAUCGUUGUCGAUACACUCGGUGGUGCUCCCACAUUUACUGUCUAAAUUUUGUGCUAUGCGAACCUGUCUUGAAAACUGCAGUUCGGCCUGUUGAAUUGCUGUUGCCCAUAUUUAAGCUCAUGAAUUAGAGUAAAGUUAAGGCUAGAGUCCUAGCUGGCGAGGUUAUUCUGGCUACGUUACGCACUGCGUGACUACAUGGAUGGCACGUGGACCUUGUAUUGCAACUGUUGUUCCUGGCGUUUUGGUUUUUAUCUCAUUAACUAUUCGCACGGCUACCAGUGAAGUAGCAAAACCUCUCAGAAACGAUUAUAGUUACCUGCUUGACGUUUAUAUUAUACUCUCGACCUUGAAGGGGUCGAAAGGCGAACAAUGUGAAAGACACACGGAUAUAUCGGCCUUUCGGCUGGCAGUAAGACUGCCAAGUGACAAAACGGUUCCAGUAGGACAGACUUGCAGUGACACUAUGGCGCACAACAGCGUAAAACCUAAAGAAAAACAGUCAUAUGACACGUGGAAUUCGGUCGCUGCACCCUGAAGAGUUACUUGUCACCCAUGGCUGCCCCCAGCAAAGUGCUUUAGGUGCUGUUCGAGGCACGCGUUGCUCAGCGCGAUCCCCACCUCUCCCUUCUCUGGAGUCCUCGUGGGGAGGAGCUGCUGCUGUACAUGUUUCAAGAAAUAUAUAAUACGACCUGUUUCCGAAAA